This is a messenger RNA of Amphibalanus amphitrite, 3449 nucleotides long. RefSeq names its product mediator of RNA polymerase II transcription subunit 30-like. The coding region runs from base 1915 to 3204 and encodes 429 amino acids. Gene Ontology annotation, biological process: positive regulation of DNA-templated transcription. The record is from RefSeq and is a predicted model, not a curated record. Gene Ontology annotation, molecular function: transcription coregulator activity. Lineage: Eukaryota; Metazoa; Arthropoda; Thecostraca; Balanomorpha; Balanidae. Gene Ontology annotation, cellular component: mediator complex. The transcript has 5 exons.
UUUGUGGUGGUGUGUGUGGUAGAUACUCUGAAAUUGAUUGGAUAUUUUGAAAUGAAAUGAUAUAGUUUAGUUAUAUUUUCAUUUUGAACCUGUAUCUAGCUAGAUUAUCACUGCAAUAAGGGAAGGUGACUUGUAAUCCUCAAUUGCUAUCGCCUUCAUAUUUCAAUUUGAAUUCCCUAUUUCUAACCUUUAAUUCAAGCAUUCCCAUAUUGUCACUCAUCGAUAUUCAGAAAAUGAAAAUGAGGAUAUUUGGCAUUCCUGAUGGGGCUUCAUUCCCGAAUAUAUUAUGGUGGCUGCUCAGUGUGUGACUACAGUAACGCUUUCUCUAAUUCAGACAAUUUUGCACCACUUUGAAAACAAAUAAAGUUACCUAACACAAAAGUGAAAAGAGCCAGGCACUGCUUAGUCAGUGAAGUGCAAUAAUCCAGUAAUACAUACAAUAUCAAUAUUAAUGUAAAACAUUUUUGACAAGCUUCCAUUGUAGCUUAUUUAUGCACAAGUCGCCACUCGCAACAGGGCUGGCAGGCCCUCCUGGGCCUGCCUGGCACCCAGACUGCUGGUGGGGUGGCACCUAUCAAAUAUAAAUACUUACCAAGAAUUGGCUUUUCUAAGUGAUCAUUCCCCUACCUACAUAUUCAAAAGCUGCAAAUAAUCGUAAGAGCUUCCAGUGGUCUUGUCAAAAUAGGACUCAUUAUAUUGUCCCUGUUCUGUUUCAACUUUCAUCUGGGCACAAUUGUGUUGGAUGAGAGACUUGCAAGCCCUCUAACAUUUUAAUGGACCAGAGCUUCUGCUGCCAACCACAUUUCUGCCUGUUCCAUGCUGUUUGCUUUUUCAUACCAUCUGCUUUUAUUUUCCUGCUACAUGUUUUUGAGGGCUUCUGGUGCUAGGAUAAACAACUGAACUGUUUGAUGACAUGACAUUAUUAGUCAAUACCAGUACUGUAGGUCAGGUCAGUUAAGGUUAGGCUAGGACCUUGGCCUAACAAAUGCAGAAUUUUGUGAGACUUUUAAGUUUCACCUGGGAAAUUCACAGAUGAGGCUGUUAGGCCUUGAUUCUGCCAACGUUGCUCUGUGAUUUUAAAGUAAAUAUUUGGAUUGGAAAGAAACAAGGAAUGAAACAUUAAUUGAAAUGUAUUUUUCUUCCUUGAUGGUGGCAAAGUCAUGCCUUAUUCAUGGCUGGAUGAUGGGCCACUUAACACAGCUAGGCUAACAUCAUCUGUUAGCUUUUCUUAGACUUGAUGUACCUACCUAUUGAUCUUGAUUCGCCUAGAAACCAGAGAAGUUGUUUGUCCAAUGUUCCAAGUGCCCAACCAAACUGCUACCUAUUUAUACCAACUGAACAUUUUCUAUUCUGAUUAAGGAGCAGUCAGGUCAUGCAUCUGGUGAUUGGUAUAAGGCUUGGCUGGAGAUAUAGUGUUUAUUUUUGAAAGGCUACCUCUUAUCAUGCUACAUGCUACAUUUUUUUACCCAAACACCCCUCUCUCAACUUUGUUUUGUGGAAUUAGCUGUUUGGUGUCAGGCUAUUUCGAAUUUCAUUUGCUGUUGCUGCAUGGUUAUCAGCCAAGGAAAUCUGAGGCUGUGUAAAAAAUCCUCUUGUCAAGUAUAUUUUUGUGUCACUUGUUGAACAUUUUUUGUGUGUAAAAUCAUUUAAUCAUGCUGUAUUAUCCUCCUUCAUAUAGAAGCAAAAAUCUAUGCAAUUCAGUUUUUUAAAUAGCUCAACUGUUGAAUGGAUAUCUGAUUGACCAAGCUGGUUCUUUGCUGAUUCAAAUUAUCAAUUCUUAUUUUGAAACAGAAUGAAAAGUGUAUGUAAAACCAUUGAUCAUUGCUGCUUGUGCUGCUCCCUGCAGGUCAGAUCCUCCAUCACAGGUCACUCGGUUCUCAGUGAUUAGUACCAGACACCGGAUAGCCUGCAGCGAUGGCCGGUCAGUUCCCGGGCAUGGGCGGCGGCGGCAUCAGCCAGAACAACUCGUACAUGAUGCAGCAGCAGCAGCAGCCGGCGGCGCCGCAGCCGGGCGGUGUGGGCGCCUUCACCAGCCAGCCGGGCGAGGGCGGCUCGUUCGGCGGCCAGGUGACCUCGUACUCUGGCUACCCGAGCAGCCAGCCGGGCCUGUCGCAGGCCGGGCCCGGCGGCUACCCCAACCCGCCGGCCUACUCGCAGUCGGGCGGCGGCGGCGGCGCCUACAGCCUGGCCUCGUCGUACAUGAGCAGCUCGUACGGCGCCCAGUCGCCGGUCUACUCACAGUCGGUGGCGGCCGCGCGGCCCCAGAUGAGCGUCUCGCCGGCGGGGUUCCCGGGACCGGCCGGCCCGUACCAGCACCACUACCAGCAGGCCGGCUUCCAGCAGCAGCAACAGCAGCAGCAGCCACAGCAGCAGGGCGGCUUCGCGCCGAUGCAGGGCUUCCCGAGUCCGCAGCCCCAGUUCAGUCAGUCGAUGCAGCAGCAUCAGAUGCAGGCGCAGUUCGCCAUGCAGCAGCAGCAGCAGCAACAGCAACAACAACAACAGCAACAGCAGCAGCAGCAGGGGCAGCAGGCGUACUCGGCGCUACACCAGCAGCAGGCCAGCCUGCCCACGCAGACCAUGAUGACCUCCGCGGCCGGCGGCUCCAUCUCCAUGAGUCAGCAGCAGGCCGUGGUACCGACCGCCACACCGACACAGGCGCAGGUGUCUGUUAUGACCUCACAGCAGCAGCAGCAGCAGCAACAAGUACAGCAGCAGCAAACACAGCAACAGCAGCAGCAGCGGGACUACAACGUGGCGACGCUGUGCCGCUACGCGCAGGAGCACCUUCUGGAGCUGGUCAGCCGCUGCCAGGAGCUCUUCAAUGUCCUCAAAAUGCAUCAGCCGCCCAACGGCACGCCUCAGGGGAUGACCAACAGUGCCGACAAGCAGAACAAAAUCAAACAGCUGCUCGAGUACAUCCGCGUCCAGUUUCGGCGACUGCGCGUCUACCACGAGCGCAUCUCAGAGUGCUGCGCCAGCUUCGAGUUCACGCCCGUUGAGGGCCUGAUUCCGUACAAGGACGAGCCGGACAGCAAGCUGGAGGACAAGAAACAGUCGGAGCUGUGCCGCCAGGCCACCGAGGAGUAUAAUGAGAUGAAGGAGCACGUGCAGCUGCGCAGCCGCUACCUGAAGGAAGUAAUCGACCAGCUGCGCAACAUCGUGUGGGACGUCAACACCAUGCUGGCCAUGCGACAUCCCACCUAGGACUUCGUCAGGUUCUCCAGCUGAGUGGACUGCCAGACGGUCGCGUUAAUCGGCCAUGUUAUCAGCGCCAAGCGGAGAUCUCUCUCCCGUAUCAUCCUUGCCCGCUGUUACAAGCUAAUUUCAGCGUGUUGCGGUGGAUAUCCUUUCAAAAGGGGCAUGGUCAUCUGUUACAUUUUGUAUGCCAUGUAUUUGUACAAGUGACUGCAUAUAUGAAUACACAUGUUCAUCGCAUACGUGAUACAGCA